This is a messenger RNA of Actinia tenebrosa (Australian red waratah sea anemone), 1733 nucleotides long. RefSeq names its product zeta-crystallin. Gene Ontology annotation, molecular function: quinone reductase (NADPH) activity; zinc ion binding; NADPH binding. The record is from RefSeq and is a predicted model, not a curated record. Gene Ontology annotation, cellular component: cytosol. Lineage: Eukaryota; Metazoa; Cnidaria; Anthozoa; Actiniaria; Actiniidae.
GAAAGGAAACUGGUUACGAAAGAGAAGGCGCGUGUCACUGGAAGGUUGUGAAGAAUUUACUAGUAAAAGUUUUAGGGGAAAAUACAAAGACAUAACUAGGAGAUGUGUGCUGCACAAGUGAUGAGAGCUGUCCGUGUGUCUCAGUUUGGAGGGCCUGAGGUUCUGAAGCUGAUGACUGAUGUUCUGAUACCAAGGGUUGAUAAAGGACAGGUGCUAAUCAAGCUACAUGCUGCAGGAGUCAAUCCAGUUGAUACGUACAUCAGAAGUGGUACAUAUGCCAGGAAGCCACAGCUGCCUUAUACACCUGGAGCAAAUGGCGCUGGGAUUGUUCAUUCAAUCGGGGAUGGUGUCACACAGUUCAAGGUUGGUGACCGUGUAUACACCUUCUCCAGUCUUACAGGAACAUAUGCUGAGUUUACAGUGUGUAAUGAGAAUGAUGCCUUUAAGCUGCAUGAUGAGCUUUCAUUCACCCAGGGUGCCGCUCUAGGGGUGCCUUAUUUUACAUCCUACAGAGCACUAUUUCACAGGCUACUUGUUCGCCCUGGUGAGACAGUUUUAGUGCAUGGUGCAAGCGGAGGGGCUGGGACAGCAGCCUGCCAGCUUGCUAGGGCUCAUGGGCUGGUUGUCAUAGGAACAGCAGGCACUCCUGAGGGUGAAGAGAUUGUGCGUAAAGCGGGUGCUCAUUAUACUUUUAACCAUCAUAGUCCAGAUUAUGUAGAUAAAAUAAAGGAAGUAACAGAAGGAAAAGGUGUUGAUGCAAUUGUAGAAAUGCUUGCUAAUGUGAACCUUCACAAGGAUCUGCAGCUGCUGGCAACUGGAGGCAGAGUUGGGGUGGUUGGUAACAGAGGAAAUAUUGGAAUCUGCCCUCGUGAUCUUAUGGCUAGAGAAUCGAGUAUAUUUGGAGUGAUGCUGAUGAAUAUCAACCAUGAAGAGAAAAAGGAGACUAUUGCAGCAUUAAAUGCUGGAGCAGAGGCUGGUUGGUUAAGGCCUAUAAUUGGCCGUGAACUCUCUCUAAGUGAAGUAGUUCAAGCACACACAGAGAUUAUUGAAACUAAAGGAGCACAAGGGAAAAUGGUGUUGACCAUCUAGUUUAAUCUGUUUUAAUAUUUUUAUGAUUAAUUGUAGUAGGUAUAAUAAUGUUUAAAUUCAUAAAUUGUACAUAAGGUUAAAAGUAAAAACAAUGUCUGCAGGAAGAGAUCCAAUUAGGAACAAGGGCAGAUUCAGGGGUGGAUUGGGUGGCCACCCCCCUUUGGAGAUGAAAAAUGAUUAGAAUCAGGGGUGAAUCCAGGGGAUGUCCUGUAGUGCACCAGACACCCCCCUAAUGCCAUUAUUGUUAUUACACUUUUUUGAAGCAAUGAAGAAACAUUUACGAUGCAUAAUAUCUCUGUAUACAUUUCUUCAUUUAGGAUCCACCCCUGAGAGUAAAGAAAAGAGUAAAACCUAAAAAGGGUGCUAUGUGACGUCAUUCACACAGCACCGAGGGGGUCGUAAAGUGUGCAUUUAACUGUAGUCCAGCAUAACUGAGCUAUGAUACUUAGUAUUCCUUAGGAAUCAAAGUAAUUAACACAAUAUUAAUCUGCUUUUUGUGCACUCUAGCUAAUCCAGAAAAAAAAUGUAAAAAAGAUCUACAGAAGGUUGUUAAAAAAUGGUAAAGAAAACUAGUGGGCUUAGUGAUAUAGGGAAAAAAUUCCAAAACCCCCUCUUUGUGCUUUGAGUAAAAUUUAGAAAUCUUA